AUGAGGGAAACGGUUGACGAAACAGUAAAGACACAAAGGAAGGAGACGGACUACAAAGGAAACACACGUUUGUCUCAAACAAACGAAAGGGAAGAACUGAGGGGAUACGUCGCGGUUUUGAAGCUUCCAUUAGCCGCUGUUUUACUGGAAAUUAGUAGAGAGGCCGGCACUGGUUCAGCAUUGAUUUUAGGAUCUGGAUUUAGGAUGUGUUCCUGGGGGUUUUUGACGCGUUUUUACAUGGGUAUUGGCCUAGCCAAUGAGAGGGAAGAGAAAUGCCAAGGGGCGAUAUUUGGCGACGCGCUCGGAAAGCACAUUGGUCGACACCGUACCACGAGCCCAGAAAUAGAUACAGAGCGAUGUAUCUUCGCGUGGCACGAGAGAAGCAACAUAGUGGAGAGAGGCCAGAGAAAAGUGAGUCUAUUAAAGCGCUCGAGGCUGGAAACGCAACAGAAGUUGGCAUCAUCAGAGCAUGGUAUGAUAACAUGGAAAGAUGAAGAGUUUCGUCGACAGCUCGGUGCACGUGCAUCGUCCCUGAUGUUUCCUGGGCAACCCAAGCGACCACCAAAUCAACAUGACCGCCCAGGAUGGCUGGCUCUUUUGCACUUUCGAACUCGACGUCAGAGUAGGUCCGACAUUCUUUCGGUAGACUUAGACAUUGAUUUUCUCUACCUAUAA
This is a messenger RNA of Lindgomyces ingoldianus, 675 nucleotides long. RefSeq lists its product as uncharacterized. The transcript is spliced from 6 exons. Lineage: Eukaryota; Fungi; Ascomycota; Dothideomycetes; Pleosporales; Lindgomycetaceae. The coding region runs from base 1 to 675 and encodes 224 amino acids. The record is from RefSeq and is a predicted model, not a curated record.